AUGGAGGCAGACUUCAGGCCAGCAUCUGCAGUGCUUGUCCCAGCCUCUUUGCCAGCGGGCAGGAGCCGGCCAGCCUGCCAGCUGCUCCUUCACCUCCACCCCCUUGUCCCCACCGAGGACAUCCCAUCCCAUCCCAUCAUCCCAGCCCAUCCCGGUGUUUGUCCCGCAGGCACGGUGCUGGCCCUGGCGGCGGGUGCGGCAGCGGCGCCGGUGCCGGCGGUGCCGGGCAGCCCGCUGUCGGACCGGGAGUACGAGAAGUUCUUCGCCAGGCUGCACCCGCCCUGGCAGGCCAACAUGUUCUGCCUGCUGCGGCAGGCGUACGGCUGCCUGAGCCCCAGCAUCCUGCGCCUGGACCGCGCCGAGAACCACGGAGAGAUCCCCAAAGGGCCAGUCUGCUCUCAGUUUCCAGAGGUGGCGGAGUUCCAGACCUUCUGCCAGUUCGCCCAGUACCGCUGCCUCAAACAGCAGUUCUUCAUCAAGCGAGUCUCAUGUGCGAGCGAGUCCCUCGCCAGCCCCUCCCCGGCUGAGCCCUCCAGCCCGGCGCAGCCCUCGCUGGAGAGCAGAGCCUCCCCUGUCACACCAGCUCAGGAACCGUGGCCCAUGAAGCCCCCCACAGCCACGCCAGAGGUGCCCACGCCCUGGCAGAAGAACAGGACCGUGCACACACCAAACCUCUGGGCUGCCACCUCACCCUCCAGGACGGAAUCCCCCGACGAACAAAACCUGAGAAAAAGCAUCUGGCAGCUGAUCCAUUCGGCCCUCUCCUUGGAUGCCUCCUUGGACAACAAGGCCUCCUCUUGGAACUCCACCAGCUCAGGCCCAGGAUACUCAUCCGAGCAGGGAACUCCCCCCCGAGGCAGCCUUCUAGCCCUGCGGAACGAUGAGGCAGUGCUGGUCCUGUGCUACGCAGUGCUGGAGGGAAAUUGCCUCUCAUCAAUGAUCACCACGGCCUGGAAGGAGAUGGAAAAAAGAGUCCUUGGGUUCGGAGACUCGGUGUGUGACAACCUCGGGCGGCACCACACGGACCUGUGCCCCGACUGCGCCUUCUGCUCGCUGAAGAGGGAGCAGUGCCAGAACAUCGAGAGCCUGAACCGCGUGCCCUGCGACUCGGGCGCCUUCUCCCCCUACAUCAACCCCGAGAUCUCUGCCCAGCACGGCUACAUCCAGGCCCAGUCCAUGUCCUCAGAGAGCCUGAGUGACGACAACAUGAACUUUCUGAGAGGGAUGAGGAUGGAGUACUGGUGCAGCCGGAUGGCCAUCUAUGGCUGUAACGACCCUGCUGUGACCCUCUGGCUGAAGGCAGAGUAUGAAACCUUCCCAGACAUGGAUAGCUCAGGAAAGAUCUGUGACUCGAGCGGGGUUCAGCACCCCAACUUCUGCAUGUUCAAGAGCUACCAGUGCCUCCUGAACAGCAUCUACAACGAGAGGGUGGUUCGUGUGAAGUGCAGCCGUAGCAUGGCCUACCGGGUGCUGAGUGCCAGGGAGGGAGAAAAGGAGGUGCAGCUGUGGCAAGAGAGGUUCCAAAGCCUCACCAGGAAGCAACCACAAAAAUGA
Messenger RNA from Melospiza melodia melodia, 1554 nucleotides. RefSeq names its product acrosin binding protein (gene ACRBP). Gene Ontology annotation, cellular component: acrosomal vesicle; nucleus. NCBI's taxonomy places the organism in Eukaryota, Metazoa, Chordata, Aves, Passeriformes, Passerellidae. The record is from RefSeq and is a predicted model, not a curated record.